Messenger RNA from Vespa velutina, 5971 nucleotides. Its product is annotated as DENN domain-containing protein 1A. The transcript has 15 exons. NCBI's taxonomy places the organism in Eukaryota, Metazoa, Arthropoda, Insecta, Hymenoptera, Vespidae. Gene Ontology annotation, cellular component: intracellular membrane-bounded organelle; cytosol. Gene Ontology annotation, molecular function: guanyl-nucleotide exchange factor activity; phosphatidylinositol phosphate binding. Bases 420 to 3224 code for a protein of 934 amino acids. Gene Ontology annotation, biological process: endocytosis; endocytic recycling. The record is from RefSeq and is a predicted model, not a curated record.
UGUAUAGUAUAUUAAAAAUCUGCAGAGCAGCUGUGUAGGAACUCGCAGCAUAUUCGUAGUAGUUCCCUUCUCUUCUGUAUUUUACCACUAAAGGGAAAAAAAGAAAAAAAAAAAAAAAAAAAAAAAAUGAAAAGUAAAAUUAUAAUCCAUUGAAUUUUCAAAAUUAUUUCUAAGAUUAUUUGAUAUUCGAAAGUUUUACGUAUUUGAGACAGCAUAUAUCCCGCACGUAUAGUUCAAGUUUCAACACAACUUAUGAUUAAUCAAAAAAGUAUCUGUGUAAAUAGUGACAAGCUGAUAGUGAGCUGCGUUCGUGAUAGUGAUAAAAAGUUCACGUGAAUGGAAUAUAUUACUGUCAUGUAGUACAAUGACGUAUAAACGUCAGGAAUAUACAAAGUACUUAUUUUUUUUUAACUAUUAUCAUGGGAUCCAGAUUAAGGGAGGAUGUUAAGCAGCUAUUUGAAUGUUUUUGUGAAAUUGCUGCACCAGUUAGCAACAAACAAGCUUGGAUUCUUCAAAAAUAUCCAAGUUCUUUUUCAGAUGAAGAGAUCUUGAAAUCAGUCCCUAAAUUUGCAUAUCCCUGUGAGAUAGAAAAUUUACUGGUACAGCACUUCUCAUUUGUGCUUACUAGUAUAGAUUCAAAAUGGACCUUUGGUUUUUGUCGGCAUGAUCCAAAAACAGAGACCGCAUUAGUGGUCUUGAGUGCAUUACCAUGGCAUGAAACAUUUUAUAAAUUAUUGAAUCAUAUUGCAUCUUUAACAAAUAAUGGAAGUGGAGAAGAUCUUUGGAAAUUUCUUGAGAAGGUACACAGCUGUGGUGUUCCAACACCUGGAAAUUCAAUAUCUAUACCAAUACCAAGUCUUAAUUCUAAUUUUGUUUGCCAAAGUCCUAAGCAAUUUCAAUUACCCAGUAUUCCAGAAAAUAGAAAUUUGACAGAAUAUUAUAGUGCUGUUGAUGCUCAUAAUAUGAUGGUAGUAUUCGCAUCUAUGCUAUAUGAACGACGCAUUAUUUUUACUUCUAAACGUUUGUCAAGGUUAAGUGCAUGUGUACAAGCAUGCAAUGCUUUAAUUUAUCCAAUGAUUUGGCAGCAUAUAUAUAUCCCAGUACUUCCAUUAUCUUUAAUGGAUUAUUUAUUAGCACCAAUGCCAUUUCUGAUAGGUGUACCUGCUCCAACACUUCAGAGAGUUCACAAAAGUGAUUUAGGUGAAGUUGUUAUUUUAGAUGCUGAUAACAAUACCAUUGAGUCUCCUUUUCAAGAUUUGGAAUCUUUACCUCAAGAUGUAGUAACAAAUUUAAAAAAAGCAUUACGCAAUAGACCUGCCUUACUUGGGGAUGGAGUGUCUAGGGCAUUUUUACGAGCAUUAGUACAACUGACUGCAGGAUAUAGAGAAGCAUUAACUUUGCAACAAGGAGAACGUAUAACAUUUGAUCAAAAUGCAUUUGUAGAAAGUAGACCAUCUUCUAUGCAACCUUUUCUACGAAAAAUGUUAGAACUUCAAAUCUUUCAACAAUUUAUAGAAGAAAGAUUAAAUAUGCUCAAUUCUGGACUUGGCUUCUCAGAUGAAUUUGAGAUGGAAGCAUGCAGUUAUUCAGUCAAAUCUAGCAAUAAAUUUAUGCAACAAUAUAGAGAAUGGACUUAUGCUAUGCGAAAAGAAAGUUCAGCAUUUUUCCGGAGCGUGAAGGAUAAAGCAAAUCCAGCAGUAAAAUAUGCAGUUAAAUCUGUUAAAGAUAGAGGGAAAGAUAUGAAGACAGCAUACAAAGGAUUGAAAUGGAAGGGACGAUCAAAUAGAAGUGAAAAUAGUAUGAGAUUUCAUCAACCAAGAUCUGCACCCAGUUCGCCUACUCUAGAUAGAAAUCCUAUUGGAUUUACGGCACCACCUAAAUCUCCCAAUGGAUUUACUGCUACGACUAGUUAUCGAAAGGAAUUACGUUUACGUAAUAGCAAUUUUACAGAUCCGAGAAAACAAUACUCACCAUUAAGUCCAAGUUCUCCUGAUGAGUCAGAAUCACCACCAGAACGUAUAAAUAUAGAUCUUAUGCAUGAACUUCGGGAUGUAAUAUUUCCAAAUAUACCACCUGUGGAUAGAACUUUGAAGCCAGUACGCAGUUUAGACAGCUUGAGAUCUGCAUGGAGUGGGCAUUCACGACAUGGCCCCCUACCUCGUACUGUUGUCAGAAACAUUCAUGAAAUAUCCCCUCCAAAAAGUACUUCAUCUUGCAUCCAACCAACAUCCAUCAUGAAUAGUACAGUUGAACAAUGUAAUACUUCAAUGGAAGCAUUACAGAUAAAUCUAAACAAAUCUUUUAAUAAUGAUUCAUUGUCUGCUAAAUCAAACAGAAUUACUUCUGAAACAGAUUCAGAAGCAUGUCUCAUACAUACUUCAUCCUCUGUACAUGGAUUAUCUGCACAGUCUAAUUUUUUACGUGAUUUAUAUACAUGCAAUGAAUGGAUUACACCUGCUAUCAAUGUUCCUCAUUACUUACAAAACGACAUUAAACACCAAAAAUCACAGUCCAAAGUUCAUUCGCAGAACGUAACUAAACAUGAUUAUAAAAAUAUUUUUACAAAUAUUGAUUCAAUAUUGAAAAAACAAAAUGACAAUGUAAGUGAUAAUUGCAUUUUAACUACCAAUUCUUUUCAAGAAACUGAGGAUGAUCCUUUUGAUACAAGCAAAGUGUUUAUUCCCUCCUAUUUACAAAAACCAUUGUUUCAUUCCACAAAUCCAUCUUUGUCUACUAAUUCUGACAUACCAAUCCAUCCUGUAAGUACUACUACAUCCUGUUCUGCACAAGUUAAGAGUUCGCCAGAAGUGCCAGAUUUAAUCAGAUUAGAUUCUACAAAUAGCAAUGAUGAUUUUGACCCAUUACUUUCUAAAUCUUCAGUAUUUUCCAAUACAAAGCAAAUGACACAGUCCCUACAUAUUCCAGAAAUGGGUGAAGGUCUUAGUAAUCCUUUAUAUCCAUAUUUUCAACCUUUACACAGUGCAAAAGAUAUACAACAUUCGCAUAAACCUUCUGAUAGUGUUGGUGAUUUGGAUCUAUUACAAGCAUAUGGUUUAGAUUUUGAUAAAUUUAGUGUAACUAACGGUGCAUCGCCAACAAAAAGUUCAGUAGCAUCUACACAAAAUGCACCUGGAAACAGUAUUAAAAAUAUGGAUAAUGCUUUUAGCUUAUCGCUCGGCACAUCUACAGUUAAAUCACAAAAUAAUUGGACAAAAUUUGAAUAGAUAAAAAAAAUUAGAAAUCGCAUAUCGUAAUUGUAUAUAUCGGUUUUUGUUAUUUAUCACUAUAUAUCUGCAGCAUAACUUGUAUAUUUUCUUUUGAAGAUAAUUGAAUGCAGCAAAUGUUCAUAAUAAUAUUAUAUUGGAACAUAGAGUAUUGUUACUUUCAUUGAUAGAAAGUGUAUCGUUCCUAUCCUGAUGCACAAUUAUGAAUUUAAUAUAACUGUUUAUAUUUAAAAUUUCUUGUAAUCUAAUUAUUUACAAAACAUACUUAUUUGUACAUAAUUAUUAAAUUUUAUUAUUAUUAUUAUUAUUAUUAUUUUCCUGUUAUCUACAAUUAAAUCAUUUUUAUUAUGUACAUAUUUCAUUCUAAUAAGUAUCCCUCAAGAGUUUUAAUCUAAAAGUAUUAUAGAUAAAAUCAGCUCAGGGAAACAAGCAUUGUAAGGCAGAUUCACAUACAUCAAUUUAAAGUUUGGAUUUUAUACCAUAAUUAAAAAAUCAUUGAAAUUAUCCAAUUCAUAUUUUAAGAUUUAUUCUAAACAAGUGAUUUAUAGUAAUACAAUAAUUUAAUCAUAUAAAAUAUAUAGUACACAUAAAUAAAGAUGUUAUACAUAUACAGGAAGGAUAAUUUUCCACAUAUACAUACCUAUAUGUUGGAUGAGAAAAAUUUGUUAUUUUAUAGGUAAAUAUUACGAUGAUUUAAUUACUCAAUUGUAGUGUAAAUGUUAUGUAGCUCCUUAAGGGUAUCAUUUUAAUUGUAAAUGUAUUAUUUAAUAAGCACAUUAUAAGCCAACUGCAGAUAUUAGUAUAGCAGAUAUUGAUAUAGAAAUGUAUCAAAUAGAACAAAUUAAAUUUAGUAAAUUUUAUUACUUAGAUUCCUUGUUAGAUUUUCAUUAUAACAAUUUUAAUAAUUGUUAUACAUUAUUAUUGGUAAUGUUUUACGAAUAAAAAAAUAUAAAAAAAAAUGUAAAAAAAGAAAAAAAAAAAAAGAAAUUAAUUUAAAUAAUUUAUUUAAUUCUAGUUGAGAUAUUUGAUGUAACACAUCAAACUAAAAAUUCUCCUUAUUCAGCAUCAAUGUUUUAUUAUCUGUUCUGUAAAAUUUACACAAAAAGGAAUUUAACAUAUAUUUUAGCUAUACCGUUUUAUUCAUUUAUUUUUGGAAGAUACCUUUGGCCCAUUUUUAUACACGUGUUUUCUGUAAAGUAAUAAAUAUGCUAUAAAUAUCACAUUAAAUGUGCUACUUAGUUUAAUACUUUUCGAAACGCAAAUUGCGUUAUGUUUAAGAAAACAUUUUAUUUUUAUCGUCUAUAUAUAUUUAUGGACUAAAUGAAAAUAUAUAGCUCUUCAAUACCCGCCAAAGAUCACGUGCAUAAAAGCGUGCUCUUACUAUCGUUUACAAACGUAUAAACAUAAAACUUGUUUGUAUCAAUAGUAACUCAUUUAUCUAGGAUGUAUUUCAUUAUAAAAUUAAAUGCUUAAAUAAAUAAAUAAUACAUAGGUAAAUUCUAAAGGCUAUAAAAUCGCAUAUAAAUAUUAGAUAGUUAAAACAGCUGUUAUAGCAUCAACUAUUCUCUGUAAUUCUCCUUCACUAUUAGUCAUUUUUUCUUCAUUACUCUUUUGUACAUCAAGAGGUACUUUAGUAUAAUAGUCAGUAAUAGACAUAGCUUGUUUAAUAUUUUGUAUAAUUUCUGUUAAUUGUACUUCUUUCUUUUUAAGUUUUUCUAAUUCUUUUUUUGGAUCAAUUAAACCCUAGAAAGAAAAAUUAUUGUUAUUGCGCAUUUUGUAUACAGUCAUAAAGAUAUAAAUAACAUUAUUUCGUAAGUACCUUUAGCAAUAGGUGUACUUGAAGUUUAUCAGUUAUUGUAACAAUAGCACAUCCCAAAGGAGGUUUUUCUAAGCUAAUUGUGGAAUAAGCCAAAGUUUCUAUUAAGUUCUGAUAUUUUACAAUCCUAUUUAUCAAUGUAUGAUCAUCACACUUGAUGUAUCCCUCGGUUUUUAGUUUAUUUGGUAGAUUAUAAGUCGCCCUUGCUGAUCUAAUAUUUUUUAUUACUUUUUGUGCAAAAUCAAUGUCUUUUUCUAUUUCGUAAUUUCUCCACGGACACUAAUGAAUAAAUAUUAGAUAUUUUUAAAUAUUGACAAAAGUUUCACAUAAUAUAAAGUAUAAUAUAGUUUCACUAUAAUUACCUCUAUAAUUUCAGGAUAAGGACUAAUGCAUAUGCUUGGAUAAGUUUGUUUUUUACGAGGCAAACGCUGAUAAAGUUCUUCAGUUAUAAAUGGCAUAAAAGGAUGUAAUAAUCUUAAUCCAACAUCAAGAGUUUUGAAUAACACUUUUCUUGCUUGCAAUUUAGCAUCAUUAUUAUUACUUUGAAAUAUUGGCUUGAGAUAUUCCUAUAAAUAUUUGUUAUUUUAUAAUCAUACAAAAAUGAAAUAUUUCUUUCGAAUAAUUCAUAAUAAUUAUAAAAUAUAUUUACCAAGUAAACAUCACACAGAUCAUACAACCACAUAUUAUAACAUGCAGUUGUUGCUGUUGUAAAAUCAUAUUGUGCCAUAGCUUCAUCGCAGGUAUUAACAGUAUAGCUUACUCUUGAGAGCAUCCAUAAAUCUACAUUUGUUUCUUUACCUGUUAACUGUGAACAUUUUUUUUUUUAGAAAUAAUUUAUUAAUUGUACAAAUUUAUAUGCAAGAAAUGUAUAAUUAGUCACAUAACUUUAUGAUUUUAAAAAAUUAAUAAAAUAUAAAUAUUUACUUGAGAA